AUGCCACAGGGAAUUUUCGAACGAUCAGUGAUUCAAUAUGAUGAUAUUCCAUCUGCACGAAGCAGUCAUACAUUGACAGCAAUUGAUAAUCAUUUGUAUUUAUUCGGUGGUGAGCAUGAUCCACGUAUACCAAUUGAUAAUGAUAUUUGGCGAUUUAGUAUAAAUGACAAUCGCUGGAAACGUUUGUCGAUUGAUCAAGGUGAACGACCACCACCCAGACUUGCACAUGCAGCGGCUGCUGUAGAACAUAAGUUAUUUAUUUUCGGUGGCCGCACAUCGAUAAAUAUGAAAGAUAAUACUUUAGAUGAUUUAUAUUCAUACGACAUUAAUCUUAAUGAAUGGACACAAUAUAAAAAAAUAUCUGGUAGUAAAGAAUGGCCAGAAAAACGAAGUUAUCAUUCAAUGGUUAGUAGCGCUGAUCAAUUAUUUGUUUUUGGUGGUUGCGGUGAAGAAGAUCGUUAUAAUAAUUUAUGGCAAUAUGAUACUUUUCAUAAACAAUGGAAAGAAUUAUCUUCACCUGAUUCUCAACAGCUUGUAGCACGUGGUGGUUGUGCACUUGUUUAUCUUAAUAAUGCACUUUGGGUAUUCGGUGGUUUUUGUGGUCAAGAAUUAGAUGAUAUAGCUAGUUUUGAUUUAGUCACAAAAACAUGGACAUAUAUAACUGAUGUUAAAAUUUCACCACGUAGUGUUUUUGCUUUUGGAUGUCUUGAUGGUGUACUUAUAGGACAUGGUGGUGAACAAAAUCCUUCCCAAUUAGGUCAUGCUGGUGCUGGUGAAUUUGCUGAUGAUGUAAUUAUAAUUCAGCCAACGAAAGAAAAUGGUGAAUGUGUACAAGCAAAACGGCUUGAAUUUACAAAACCAAUUGGUGGAAAACGUGGUUGGCAUGCUGGUGCAACAAUAAAAAAUACAUUUUAUGUAUUCGGUGGAAAUACAACUGAAAAUGAACGUGAUAAUACAUUACUUGCAAUUGAAUUCCAGUAA
Molecule: messenger RNA, 981 nt
Organism: Rotaria sp. Silwood2
Lineage: Eukaryota; Metazoa; Rotifera; Eurotatoria; Philodinida; Philodinidae
Source: the annotation of a GenBank genome assembly